This is a messenger RNA of Sparassis crispa, 1527 nucleotides long. Its product is annotated as Negative regulator of sexual conjugation and meiosis. Gene Ontology annotation, molecular function: protein serine/threonine kinase activity; ATP binding. Gene Ontology annotation, biological process: intracellular signal transduction; protein phosphorylation. The record is from RefSeq and is a predicted model, not a curated record. NCBI's taxonomy places the organism in Eukaryota, Fungi, Basidiomycota, Agaricomycetes, Polyporales, Sparassidaceae. Bases 1 to 1527 code for a protein of 508 amino acids. The transcript is spliced from 2 exons.
AUGCCUCUGUCUACCCACUUUGCAUAUUCGCAACUCCAUAUACACGUCUACACUCGCCGCACGCAUAUCAUGAGCAAGCACUCUGUUCCUAAUCUCGCUUUCAAAUGUAUCGACGCUGGCCGAAUCCAAUUGCUCGACGUACUUGGCGCUGGUGGUCAUGGCACAAUCUACCGUGCUCGCGAUCUCUCGUCGUCUCUCGCACAUCCCAUCUUCUACGCCGUCAAGGUGCUUCAUAUCUGCAACAUCGAGACACAAGGCGGCAUCUACCAGUCUCGCGAGGUCCACCUUCAGCACUGCGUCUCGGACCACCCAAACAUCCUCACCUUACACCGCGUCGUGCGGGACGCCCAUUACCUCUAUAUUGUGCUGGACUACUGCCCUGGAGGCGAUAUGUUCGGCAUAGUCUCACGCAAGAAUCUCUUCGCUAGAAACGAUGAGCUCAUUCGCAGUCUCUUCUUACAGCUCAUCGAUGCUGUGCACGCAUGCCACCAGAGAGGCAUCUACCAUCGUGAUCUAAAACCCGAAAAUAUACUUGUCAGCCGAGAUCUCACUCAGCUUUAUGUUGCCGACUUCGGACUUGCUACCAAAACUCGUCACAGCAUAACGUUUGGCGCUGGAACUACCCUCUACAUGAGCCCUGAGUGCCUCAAUGCUGACUCACACGCGAAAUCAUACGACACUCGACGCGGCGAUGUCUGGGCUCUCGGCGUCAUAUUCACAAACAUGGUGUCUGGACGCAGUCCUUGGAAGCGUGCGACACUUGACGACAAGUGUUAUCGUUAUUUCUUGGACGAUCCGGACUUCUUGCGCAAGAUGUUACCGAUCUCUGAGAGCACACACCGCAUCCUUCAUGCAAUCUUUACCUCCGACCCCGGUGCCGCCAUCGAAUUACCCGCUUUACGCCAACUCGUGGAGAACACUGACACGUUCUACAUGAGCCAGGAAGAGAUUGCCGCCAGCAACGAACACGUGCAGUCUGCAUGGGAAUCGUAUCGCUCUCCGAAUUCGCCCCUUAUGAAAGACGAUUCAGACGAUUCAGACGAAUGGACGACUUCGGAGUCUAGCUUGAGUUCGCUGGAAGACGACUCGGAUGACUCAGACGAACACAGCGACGGUGUCGAGUCGCAAUCAUUACUCAACGUGGAGGAGGGACACUCCGUUGGCGCUUGUGAUCGGAAGUCUUCUCCACACGGCUUAGGUGACGAUGGUGCGUUGGAGGCUCACAAGCCACAUGGAACGGAUCAAUUCCUUCCUCGCCGUAUUCGCACCGUUGUUGGGUUGCCUCAGGAAGAAGACACAACUUCGUCAUCCUCUGGAUUCUGCGACAUAUCGAGCUCCGACGACGAUAGCGACAUUCUAAUCACUCCGGAAAUGCACGAACCGGCUGACGUAGCUCCAAAGUCUCGUAACGGAAGUCUUGGCGGAGUGUAUUCUCGCCCACCGAUCGGUCGAUUGGGGAAAAUUCAAUGCUCUGAGGUGGGAGUGCAGCCGUUGCGCCGACUGGUGGACCGGUUCAUCAUUGAUUGA